Messenger RNA from Hyaloscypha bicolor E, 1953 nucleotides. RefSeq names its product glycoside hydrolase family 5 protein. The record is from RefSeq and is a predicted model, not a curated record. The transcript has 5 exons. Bases 478 to 1815 code for a protein of 445 amino acids. Gene Ontology annotation, biological process: glucan catabolic process. NCBI's taxonomy places the organism in Eukaryota, Fungi, Ascomycota, Leotiomycetes, Helotiales, Hyaloscyphaceae. Gene Ontology annotation, molecular function: hydrolase activity, hydrolyzing O-glycosyl compounds.
GAGAUCCCGUGCCGCACGCUAUUGGCAUUUUCAGCUCGGUGUUCACGCUACCUUCGUACUCAAAAUUGCAAGAAUUCGGCAUGAAGCGAAAAGACUCAAUCAACAACCUCUCCAUAUCGUGCUUGAUUCCGUAUUCCAAGUGGCAUGAUUGAACUGGGGCCGCGAAGUCAGCGAUCCCCUAGGGGCUGGAAGCUGAGGGAGUAGGAGUCCUUGUUGUGACUUGUUUUCGCGGACAGCCGCCAACAAACAUCCUGCAGAUGGCAGCCCAGUUGGGUUAAGCGUUGACGGCUGGGCGGGGCUGAGCGAUCAAGUGGCUGGGCGGAAGUGUGACCGCGGGCUGGGUGGCGAGGCUGUUGUCUCACAUCAGAACGACACACUAAUACUGUACGAAGCCCUGCGGACAACAAUUCAGAUCCUCGUGCCUUCUUCUUGUCCAACAAGUUUUGAUUUGAACACUCGUUUGCACAGCAGUCACUGAUGUUUCUUCCGUCGCUUGUAAUCCUGGGGGUGGUUCAGGCGGUCUUUGGGAAGACACAACUCUAUGGCAUGAACAUUGCAGGAUUCGAAUUUGGCUGUGAAAUUACUGGAACCUGCCCACUCGACACUAUCCAACCACCGUUGAAGAGUUUGGGCUUCGGAGAUGGAGCUGGUCAAAUGGAUCAUUUUGUUAAGGACGACGGGAUGAACGUUUUUCGUCUACCUGUCUCAUGGCAAUAUCUUACUAAUAAUGUCAUCGGACCUCUCGACAAAACGAACUUUGGCAAUUAUGAUCUACUUAUGCAAGCUUGUCUUAAGACGGGGGCGUACUGUGUCAUCGAUAUCCAUAACUUUGCGCGGUGGAACGGAGGUAUUAUAGGGCAAGGUGGACCGACGGACGAACAAUUUGCAGAUCUCUGGACCCAAUUGGCCACCAAUUACGCCAGUAACCCAUUCGUUAUAUUCGAAUUAAUGAAUGAGCCUCACGAUAUCGAUCUCACCGCUUGGGUUGCUAGCUGCCAAGCAGCUGUGGCAGCAAUUCGCAAAGCUGAAAAAGUUUUGCACAUAGUUCUCUUGCCUGGAGAGAACUUCUCUAGCGCCGGUACUUUUCUUACCAGUGGAUGGGGGGCAGCUCUAGCUACUGUCACGAAUCCAGACGCAUCUACGACGAAUUUAGUCCUCGACCUACACAAGUAUGAAGACGUUGAUAACUCGGGCGAUCACCCCGACUGUGUGAUGGAUAAUGUAGCGGAUACCUUCGAACCAGUCGCCGCUUGGCUCCGAAAGAACAAACGGCAAGCGAUCCUCAGUGAGACCGGUGUUGGUGUGACUUCUGAAUCUUGCUUCGUGGACUUCUGUGCCCAAAACACAGCCAUAAACGCCAACUCUGACGUCUAUCUUGGAUAUAUCGCAUGGACGGCAGGCAGCGUUACCUCUGACUAUAUUCUAGACCUUGCGCCAACUCUGACAGGCACAAAAUGGGUGGACCAGAAGAUGACAAUUCAAUGUGUGAUUGAUUUGUGGGUUAAUGCUCCUGCUGGUCCUGCGGCGCCUGAUUGGGGCUUGGCACUUGGCACGGCGCUGGCAGCAAUCCCGAGCUCGACAGGGGGAUCGGCCAAGCGAUCGAGCUCGGUGGUAGUGUCAACUUCCAGCUCGGGGGCGGUGUCAACUCCAACAGCAAUCGUGACAGGUACCGGGAAAAGCGGAUCCGCAUCUGGAACGCAAACGAGCGCAUCACCCAGUGAUACGCAGACAAAAACGCCGAAUUCGGCAAACGGGGUGAAGUUCGCGAGUGGAUUGAUGGCAUGUUCUUUAAUAUUAGCUGUUAUCCUUUUGUAAAUAUCAAUGAAAAGGAGUCUGGGUUGACUUUGGGAUCUGAGGGCUUGCCUUUGGUUGCAUUAGAGCAUUAAUUUGGCGUACUCAAAUAUAAUAGGUAGUUGAAAUAAAUUGACAUGACAUAUACAGAUAUUCAUUUCC